AUGAAGUCGAAAAAUAAUGCUCCUGCACCUUCUAGGAGGUCGACUCGUCACAACGGUAGCACUAAAACACCAUCCAACACCGUUAAUUCCAACAUGUCUGGUGAGAACCAACAACUUGUUCAAACCAUGGAGACCCGAGUGGUCACAACUGAAGUUGGUGGACAAAAAGAUAUAGAAGUUGGCCCAUCUCCUUCGGCUUCAAAAUCUCCAAAGAAGAAUAAGAAGUCAAAGGUCCAAGUUGAACCCUCAAAGGCAAAGAAGCUAAAGAAAUAUGCUCUUAUCGUUGAACCGGUUGUGGUUCAUACCUCUUCUCCCAAGGCUGGAGGAGAAUCGUCACCAGAUUCACAUGGGGUUAAUGAUUCUGUUGAAAAGGAAAUUGAAGAAGGAAAUGUGGACAGUGAAGUGAACGGGAUUAGGACAAUCAAGCAACCUUUGUCUGAUUUUGAAGACGUGGCUCCGCAAGUGACACGUGGAGUUGUUCUGGCUGUUGAUCUCAAAGGGUGA
Messenger RNA from Striga asiatica, 504 nucleotides. Lineage: Eukaryota; Viridiplantae; Streptophyta; Magnoliopsida; Lamiales; Orobanchaceae. The record is from the annotation of a GenBank genome assembly.